UCCCUGGGCCUGGGGCGCGGCCGCAGAGGAGGUUGCCGGGGGCCGCCAGGCGGGCAGCGCCCCCUGGGCUGGGAGGGGGUGGGCCGGGCCCGAGUCCUGCCCGUUUCCGGCCCCCGCGUACCUCGGCCCGAACGCACGCGGCGGCCGCGCGGCCUUUCCCGCUUCCCGUCCGUGCCCCGCGCGCACGCGCCAGCCUACGCGCGCCCUGUGAGGGCCUUCCCGCUCCCCGUACCCCCUUCGCGCGCCCGGUAUGGCCCUUUCCGCUCCCCGUCGAGCCUCCGCGCUUGCGUGCGCAGCUCUCCGCGUCCCCCCUCCCCCCCGUUGGGCUUUGCGCGUGCGCGGUCUUUCCCGCCGCGCGGACUCUGUCCUGGGCCUCCCCCGCCCGCCGGGGGCCCGGGCGCGGCCGGGAGACGCCGCCCUCCUGCCCGGAAGGGUGCGGGCCCUCCUCCGCCUUCUCCGGCCGCCGGGCCCCUCCCCGUCUACCCACAAAGGAUGGCCGCGCGCCCGGCCCCCCCACCCCCCCUUUGUUCCUGCCCGCGGGGGGCGCUCCGGGCCGGCCGUUCCCCGCGGGUGGAGCCCCCGGCGGCGGGGCAGCCGCUCGGGCCGGGGCCGUGGUGGCGCUGGCUUGUCGCAGCAUCGUCCCAGACAUAGCAGUUGGUACAAAGCGGGGAUCCGACGAGCUUUUCUCUGCCUGCGUCAGUAACGGACCCUUUAUCAUGAGCAGUAACUCGGCUUCUGCAGCAAAUGGGAACGACAGCAAGAAGUUCAAGGGGGACAGCCGAAGUGCGGGCGUGCCCUCCAGAGUGAUCCACAUCCGGAAGCUCCCGGGCGACGUGACGGAGGGCGAGGUCAUCUCUCUGGGGCUCCCCUUUGGGAAGGUCACCAAUCUCCUGAUGCUGAAAGGGAAGAAUCAGGCCUUCAUCGAGAUGAACACGGAGGAGGCCGCCAACACCAUGGUCAACUACUACACGUCCGUGACGCCCGUGCUGCGCGGCCAGCCCAUCUACAUCCAGUUCUCCAACCACAAGGAGCUCAAGACGGACAGCUCGCCCAACCAGGCACGGGCCCAGGCCGCGCUGCAGGCGGUGAACUCCGUGCAGUCAGGAAACCUGGCCCUGGCGGCCUCGGCUGCCGCGGUGGAUGCUGGGAUGGCCAUGGCCGGCCAGAGCCCAGUGCUGCGGAUCAUCGUGGAGAACCUUUUCUACCCAGUGACUCUGGAUGUGCUCCACCAGAUCUUUUCCAAGUUUGGUACGGUCCUGAAGAUCAUCACUUUCACCAAGAAUAACCAGUUCCAGGCACUGCUGCAGUACGCCGACCCUGUGAGCGCCCAGCACGCCAAGCUGUCGCUGGACGGACAGAACAUCUACAACGCCUGCUGCACGCUCCGAAUCGACUUCUCCAAGCUCACCAGCCUCAACGUCAAGUACAACAACGACAAGAGCCGGGACUACACGCGCCCUGACCUGCCUUCCGGUGACAGCCAGCCCUCGCUGGACCAGACCAUGGCCGCCGCCUUUGGCCUCUCUGUCCCUAACGUGCACGGGGCGCUGGCCCCCCUGGCCAUCCCAUCCGCGGCGGCGGCGGCAGCGGCGGCGGGCCGGAUCGCCAUCCCAGGCCUGGCCGGGGCAGGGAAUUCUGUCCUGCUGGUCAGCAACCUCAACCCCGAGAGAGUCACACCCCAAAGCCUCUUUAUUCUUUUCGGCGUGUACGGCGACGUGCAGCGGGUGAAGAUCUUGUUCAAUAAGAAGGAGAACGCGCUGGUGCAGAUGGCCGACGGGAGCCAGGCGCAGCUGGCCAUGAGCCACCUCAACGGGCACAAGCUGCACGGAAAGCCGGUGCGCAUCACGCUGUCCAAGCACCAGAAUGUGCAGCUGCCCCGUGAGGGCCAGGAGGACCAAGGCCUCACCAAGGACUACGGCAACUCCCCCCUGCACCGCUUCAAGAAGCCGGGCUCCAAGAACUUCCAGAACAUCUUCCCGCCUUCAGCCACCCUGCACCUCUCCAACAUCCCGCCCUCGGUGUCUGAGGACGACCUGAAGAUCCUUUUCUCCAGCAACGGCGGGAUCGUCAAGGGGUUCAAGUUCUUCCAGAAGGACCGCAAAAUGGCGCUGAUCCAGAUGGGCUCCGUGGAGGAGGCCAUCCAGGCGCUCAUCGACCUGCACAACCAUGACCUGGGCGAGAACCACCACCUGAGGGUCUCCUUCUCCAAGUCCACCAUCUAGGGCUGCCGUGGACCAGCCUGCCGGUGCCCGGCCACAACUUCCAUCAUUCCAGAGAAAAGCCACUUUAAAAAGCAGCUGAAGUGACCUUAAAAGACCAGAGAUUUUAUUUUUUUAAAAGAGAAAUCAGUUUACCUGUUUUUAAAAAAAUUAAAUCCAAUUCACCUUACUUACCCUGGGGAGAUGGGGUGCCGGCCUCAGGCUCUCGGGGACUAGCGGACAGUGCGCCCUGCUCCCCCCCCCCAGCCCCCCCAGUCCGUGCCUUCUGCAGCCUCUGCGGGGUGGGCGUUCCCAGACCUCGACUCGGCUUUCCUGUGCCUUACAACCCACUGCUCUGGCAGAGCCCCUCUGUGGGUGGGGGGGGGCCUCCCGCGUGGGAUCAUGUGCCUGGUGCAGCGGGGGGCUGUGAGCUGCAGGGUCCAGCCGGCACCCCAACCCGUUCAAUCAAGUGUGUGAUUCGCCCCAGCCCCAGGGACCCUGACCCGGGGCAAGGCCCCGAGGGCACCGGCCACCUCCAGCUCUGAGCUCCGCCCCCCAGAACCUCUGUAUUACGCUUCGACGCAGCUGCAGAGUCUGUGCCCAGCAAUAUUUCAACUUGACCAAAUACUCUAAUCUCAUUUAUAUGCAAAAGAGAUAGUUUUAAGUAACUUUUUAUAUAGCCAGAUAAAAGUGGUGUGCGUGUACUCCGUUUCCUCGUGUUCUCACCUUGCAUACUGUACUCUGACCUUACUCCUUGUGCUGAAGUCGUGGGGCAGGAUCCAGAUUCCAGGGCAGGCCGGCUGGGGGCCGGUGCAGGGGAGCCCCGGUCUUUCCCGAGGACACCCCCCGGAUGCCUUACACCUAACGGUCCCCCCACCCCCACCCCAGGGGGGGACAAGCGCUCUUAAAACUUCAGGGUUUCCGCUCUCCUGCAGAUUUUGGACCAAAGUUUUGUUUGUUUUUUUGUCUGCCUCUAACGCUGGGGCCCCAGGAAGAGGGACAGCGGCCCCCGAGUCUUAACUGUCUCCUGCCCGUCGUCCUGCACUCACGGGUCCAAGGGGCUCCCCUGUGAGCAGACCCCAUGCUGGCCAGCCCCUCCCUCGGGCCUGGACCUUUGAGUGUCCGUGUUGGGGUGGAACAAGGGUGUACAUAUUUAUAAUUUUUUAUACCUGUUGUAAAACGAGGGGCAGCAAACAUGGUUUUUUAUAAAGGUGACACAGAUGUAUAUUUUGGUAACCCACAGUUACAGGCUCAGUAUUGUGACGGGGAGCGCGGCGCAUCCCACGGCCCCCCCCAGCGGCUUGUAAUGCAGAGAGAACCGAAUUAAAGCAAUUUUACAACUCCUA
Molecule: messenger RNA, 3544 nt
Organism: Mustela lutreola (European mink)
Lineage: Eukaryota; Metazoa; Chordata; Mammalia; Carnivora; Mustelidae
Gene: PTBP1
Product: polypyrimidine tract binding protein 1
Exons: 14
Coding region: 717-2222 (501 amino acids)
Biological process (GO): regulation of cell differentiation; mRNA processing; regulation of RNA splicing
Cellular component (GO): nucleus
Molecular function (GO): mRNA binding
Source: RefSeq, a predicted model, not a curated record